This is a messenger RNA of Protopolystoma xenopodis, 339 nucleotides long. Lineage: Eukaryota; Metazoa; Platyhelminthes; Monogenea; Polystomatidea; Polystomatidae. The record is from the annotation of a GenBank genome assembly.
AUGAGACUGAUGGGAGGAGAUGUUGAUCCAGAUCGGGAUCGGGAUCAGAUGGUGCUGCUUUGGAUCGGUUCGACUCCAGCGGUUCGAUGGAUGGAUGGAUGCUGUGUGGGUCAGCAGACGGACGAGACGUCUGGAAAUGUACCAUGUCCACGGCCCGACUGUGGAAAUGAUGAUGCAUACAAUGGACUCCGGACUAGGUGCGUUGCUCUAAGUCUUCCUACCAACAUGACCAUGUUGCGAAAACAAGGCCAAACAACUUGUAUACAACAAAAAGAGACUGCGACUAUGCAAAAGGUCACACCAUCAUGGUCUUCAUACUUCAGAUUAAACUAUAAGUGA